UGAAAAAAAAUUACUGGGAACGUUCCAACCAACGGUACAUCUCGUGCCCUUCGGUGCCGAACCUACUUUUCAUUUGUCAAGUUUUUCAGAGCGUGUGUUGAGUUUUAAUUCUUGUUACCGGCUAAAUUCCUUCAGCAAUCUUAUCUUUGUUGGGUGUUUUUUUAAUGCGAACUGCGGUUAUGGAGUGCCGAGUGCUGUCCAUUCAGAGUCACGUUGUCAGGGGAUACGUGGGGAACAAGUCGGCAACAUUUCCCCUGCAGGUGCUGGGCUUUGAAGUGGACUCCAUCAACUCUGUGCAGUUUUCCAACCACACAGGCUACGCCCACUGGAAGGGGCAAGUUCUGACCGCAGAGGAACUGAACGUGUUGUACGACGGCAUCAAGCUCAACAAUGUCAACCAUUACGACUACAUUCUCACAGGGUACAGCCGGGACACAUCCUUCCUGGAAACUGUGGUUGAUAUUAUCAAGGAACUGAAGAAGGCCAAUCCCAGCUUGGUGUAUGUUUGUGAUCCUGUCUUGGGAGACCAUGGUGCGAUGUAUGUUCCAGAGAAGCUGUUGCCUAUCUACAAGAAUAAAGUUGUGCCUUUGGCAGAAAUCCUUACCCCCAACCAGUUUGAAGCAGAGUUGCUAACUGGGAAGAACAUUUCCACAGAGGAUGAUGCUAUCAAGGUGAUGGACUUGCUUCAUGAAAUGGGUCCAGAGACGGUGGUCCUCACAAGCACAGACUUGCCAUCUAAACGUGGGGAUCAGUUUUUGGUGGCCCUUGGGAGCCAAAUAAUAAGAAAACCAGAUGGGACCAGCACUUGUCAGAAAAUUAGUUUGGACAUCCCUAAAGUUGAUGCUGUGUUUGUGGGAACAGGAGACCUGUUUGCUGCCAUGCUGCUAGCCUGGACUCAUCAUCACCCCAACGACCUAAAGACUGCCUGUGAAAAGACCAUUUCCGUUAUGCACCAUGUCAUUAAGAGGACCAUCACUUAUGCUAAUGGGGUGGCUGGUCCUGGGAACAAGCCCAGUCCUGCACAGCUGGAGCUGAGGAUGAUCCAGAGCAAAGCUGACAUUGAGAAUCCUGCCGUCGUAAUAGAAGCAAAGGUUUUACAAACGUCUAUGGACAAAAAAUGUUAGACUUUUGUUAGCAUUCAUGUUGUGUUGGUACAAAUCCAGAUGGUGUACCGGGACCCAGGUAGGAUUUUCCCAUCAAAGACAGUCUCGUGUCUCUGCCUUACAAAACCUCUGAGAGAGUACAACAACGACAACAGGAUGCGCUGCGUUUUCCCCCUCAACAAACACACUGGUAUCACUGCCACGUGUCUGUUCCGGCCUGUGUCGACUUCAUCCGUUUGUCAGUAAAAACAAAAUGAUUAUUUAGGUUUAAGAAUUAUACACAAAUGCUCUUGAAUUGUCUUUAACAUCGUAAAAACAUAUUUCUUAGAAAAUAAAUCAUUCCAGUUCUCCCGAAGAGGAACCCAGUGAUUUGUGCAUGAUCAUGCCGUUGCUUGUUUGGACCGUCACAUGACUAACCUCAAGUACUUAGAAGCAAACUGCUCACAGGGCAUUAUAAGCACACUAGUAUACUGUUUGUAAUUACGUGAAAACAUUUUAGGUCCACGAGGGAUGCAGAAGCAGUAAGGGAUGGACAAUUUAGAAAAAAAACAUUUGAAUUUGUCAGUAAUUGUUGGACCUUUCUUCCACCCAACCCUUCUUAAAUUUCUACAAACACAAGCAGCAAUUCAUGUGUCUCACAUGUUCCUAAUUACUUUUUUACUGAUGCAGGGCUAAUUGACACAGCACGACAAACUAUAGAGGCAGAGAAAACAGUCUUAAUGAGAGCUAAUCUCAGUUGCUACUUUGAUUUUGUAUAAUUGCCCGUUUUAUGUUUUUGCCUAUAAUAAUAAUGAGCGUCCACAUGGUUGGGCUCUCCGUGAAUUAAAGUUUAAUCACCCAAAGUCUUCAGCUAGAAAAACCCAGUGGUUCCCAAAGUUUUCACCUUUAAACCCACAAAAUCAAAGUUGCAGAAACUUGUGACUCCUGUUGGCUGAAUUGUACAAACAUUACUAAUGAGCUUUUUAACAAAAAAGUCUUCAGUGAUUAUAUAUUUGCUACUUUUUUAUAUAUAUAAACAAAUAAGAUUAUAUAAACUAUUAGCAAGAGUUGAAAAUAUAAUUUGAUUCAUUAGAUGUCAAACCUUCAUAAGGCAGAGUCAGUUCCCAACCUCAACUUUAGGAACCACUGCUCUAAUUAAAAGGACUUCAGGUACAGAGACAUGUGCUGUUGAUGAUUUUUUGCUAGCUUGCGGUUUUUAUAUUCCUUUAUUUUCACUAAUCCAAUAGAUAAAUGUGGAGGAGUAUGCAUGUAUUCUGGCAGUAAAGCUGCACUUACCUAUGCUCAUAGUUCCACUUUACAAUCCUUUUAAAAUAAACUACAAUGGCAGAAAGAGACACUGGGUGCGUCACUUUUUAUUUUUAUUUUUUACAACAGUUGCGAAGAUCGUGCUAAUUCCUCAAAUUCGCCUAUUUUACCUAGACUACAAAUAUUGAAAAAUCAUUGCCCCAUCCUGAAAAGUAGUGGGUGUAUUUCUGCUAAAUGACUUUGAUCAAAUGAUACAAGUGCAUGCUGUGUGCUUAAAAUGCUAUUCAAUGUUUUAUGGCUUCAAGUAAAUUUAGUGAAGUACUCGGAUAUCUAUUGUCACGCCAAGACAAUGUUGACCAUUUUAUGCAAAUUCUCACUAACCUGGUUAAACUUACUGUUUUAUAGAUACAAUUUUAUUUAAAUGAUAAUUAUAGUAACCACCGUGAAAAAUGUUUAACUACUUUUUUUAAAUUAUGCAAUGCUCUGUUGAACUAGCAGGUGUGUAACAUGUUAGAUUCAUGUUCUAUCUCAAAUUGAGGUAUUUGCACAGAUAAUCUUUAAUAUAUUUACUAAAUGAUGCAAUGCGUGUUCAUCUUUGUUACAGCUCACAAAAAGAAUCUGUACAAGAGACCACACUGUUUAGCCUUAACAGGUUUAGAGAGGCAAAAUGUCCUGAAUGUUUGUUUUUCGCUAAAAGCAGACCCUCACACGUAGUGUUAAGAGUGAAGUGCCAAGCCUUUACCUGUUGUUCUGUUGUAGAGCACUAUAUGAACAGAGAAAAUAA
Messenger RNA from Nematolebias whitei (Rio pearlfish), 3132 nucleotides. RefSeq names its product pyridoxal kinase. Gene Ontology annotation, molecular function: pyridoxal kinase activity. The transcript is spliced from 11 exons. Gene Ontology annotation, cellular component: cytosol. Gene Ontology annotation, biological process: pyridoxal 5'-phosphate salvage. Bases 165 to 1124 code for a protein of 319 amino acids. Lineage: Eukaryota; Metazoa; Chordata; Actinopteri; Cyprinodontiformes; Rivulidae. The record is from RefSeq and is a predicted model, not a curated record.